Molecule: messenger RNA, 1296 nt
Organism: Exophiala aquamarina CBS 119918
Lineage: Eukaryota; Fungi; Ascomycota; Eurotiomycetes; Chaetothyriales; Herpotrichiellaceae
Product: GTP cyclohydrolase II
Exons: 1
Coding region: 1-1296 (431 amino acids)
Biological process (GO): riboflavin biosynthetic process
Molecular function (GO): GTP cyclohydrolase II activity
Source: RefSeq, a predicted model, not a curated record
AUGGCUCAACCAGCAGAGGAUCUCCCCGCUCACUCCUCGCCCAUGAUCUCUCCUCUUCCACGCCCUUCUGCCGCCUACUUGAGCAACUGGUCUGAACUUCACGAUGGUUCGCCUGGUUCGCCUGGUACACCCAUGCUGCCAGACAACCUGAUCUCUCCUGCCUUUACCCCUCCGGCGACUCCAGGAGCGGGCACUCCUUCUCGUCACCUCCAUUCUGAACCCAAGUCCACCCCGGUCGACACUUCUCUCGACGAUCCCUCCACAAAACAACCUCGGCUGGUAGAGAAGAUCCCCCACGUAGAAUGUCUGGUCCGCGCUCGGAUUCCCACCACCUCUGGAACCGAGAUGUUCCUCCACUUGUACCAGAAUGACAUUGACAACAAAGAACAUUUGGCGAUUGUCUUUGGCAAUAAUCUGCGAAGUCGAAGUUUAGAUGCUGAAAGACCAGGAGAAACCGAAAUGGAUCGCAUGAUCAGAGGUGCAUAUACUGGCAGGUUAAGGCCAGGUCGGACAAGUUCCAGAAUUGACCCGGACCAGAACAAACGACCCUUAGGUCGAGCCCGCCAGCGGAGUGGUUCGGCUCUUAAAAACGUCACUACCGUUCCUGAGGACUCGGUCGUGGAGUCUGCAUCAAGUCAGCCUGUGCAGCCAGUGAGCAACGCUCAAGAUGAACAAGUUCCGGGACAUGUCAAAGAACCUGCGGCUGGAAUUGAAACCCUCCUUGGCAGCGUCCAUUUGACCACAGGAGCCCCAAAGCCCCCGCUUGUGCGGAUACAUUCAGAAUGUUACACUGGCGAGACAGCUUGGUCAGCCCGUUGCGACUGCGGUGAGCAGCUCGACGAGGCUGCACGCUUAAUGUCACUUCCAACCUCAACCGGCGGUGUUAUCGUUUACUUACGUCAAGAAGGCCGAGGAAUUGGGUUGGCAUCCAAAUUAAAGGCUUACAACCUGCAAGAUCUAGGCAAUGAUACAGUGGAGGCAAACCUUCUCCUUAGGCACCCUGCUGAUGCAAGGAGUUAUGGUCUUGCAACUGCAAUCCUGCAGGAUCUGGGACUGGGAACCGAUACCGAUGCGGAUAAACAGGCCUCCGAACGAGGCAUUCGACUCCUGACGAAUAAUCCUGACAAGGUGAGAGCUGUAGAAGGCCCGAAUAAGGAGGUUCGUGUCCGAGAGAGAGUUGCGAUGGUUCCAAUUGCCUGGAGGACUGGAGGAGUCAAAGGCAUCAGGGGCGCCGAAAUCGAAAAAUAUCUCGAAACCAAAAUCGGGCGAAUGGGCCACAUGAUCCAGGAGGAGUGA